AUGGGCGCAAACUACUUGGGCCUGGAUGCGGUAGGAUGGCAUUCGAUGGUGAAGACCUGGUGGUCGCAGGUUCUCGCCGCUUGUUUGCUGGCCACCAUUGUCGUGGGGGGCCUAUAUAUUCUCUUCCUGGUUGGAAGGAAAGUCCGCAAGAAUUGGCGUAAAAGGGAUCAGCUAUCAGAGGUGCCCGCGGUUAUUUCGCGGUGUCUCGAUCGCCUAUCAAAAGAGGCACAGCCACUCUCGACCGAGAGAUAUGCAGGAAAAGAGCUUCAAUCGUUCGGUGUCUUCCUUGGUAGUCUAUCAAAUCCACGAACCCCUGAUCAGACCCAGUUGUUGCAACAGUGGGAUAUCACUGUUCUCGACCCUAGGCAAGAGGGUGUUUUGAGUUCUCUCGCAGGCCAGCCGACAGCUUCCUAUACCUUAGGCCGGCUGGAUGUGCGGGCGCUUGCGAACUCCGAGCGCGCUUCGGAUAACGAUGAGGUGAUUCAGGCUUUGGAGGUUGUUGCCCAGACAUUGCAAACAAAUUUCAAGCAGUCACAGGAUGCACAGUCGCCAUUCAACGGAGUUCUUCUCGCUGAAUUCAUCGCGCACUUCCAACCCGUUGUAUUGAACAAAUUGGUAAACUAUAUAAACCAGCUCGGGCUCGACGUCUGGCUCGAGCUUUCGCCGCCAGCUUAUAUUACCGAGCAGCAAUGUCGCGACAUCGAUAUGCUGCCUAUCAGGGGCUUCAUCUAUCGUAACGCCACGAUCUCGCCUGAUGGUAGCAGCCGCAACUACUUCCAGAUGACUGAAAUGCGGACAGCUAUGCGCGCUAUCGCCUCUCAAAAGUCUAUGGGUGGUACCACUCUCGCGAUGUGGGAGACUAUCGAUAAUGGAGCGGAGUUACCGCACGACGUGAUUCACCGGACAUUCAAAUGGUGCAACUACAGGAGUGCAAUGUGCUGGAUUGCGCCUCGUGACGCAUUGACCGACGCAACAAUUGCAACGGCAACGGCUAUCACUGAGGAGCCACUGGGAGCCCUGAUGUGGAUGAAAGGCAACGAGGUCACUGAAGCGCAUAAUGUGUGGAGGUCCAAUGGAAAGGUCCGCCAAAGUCCCUGCGACCAUGACUCUCUGUACGAGUCUUUACAUUCCUUCAUACCUAAUCUGCCGGCGAAACUAUCGUUGUCGCCGGCUAGGGAACUUCCAGUCGAUAGUCAAGAGACCGUAAUCGACGAGCUCUAUUGGCCAUCGCAGCAGGAAUCUACAGCGAACCCUUUCUCCGUUGCUCCCGCUGGAACCGACUAUACGGGCCUGGGAUGCUUCCAACUCGGACUCGACUGCACAUCUCGAGACAUUACCGAUUUAGUUGAUGCCCAGCGACAUGUCAGAGAUCUUGGUCUCCUUGAACGUAUCAAGCUAGAGGAACUUCACGGUAUCGCUGGACAAUUGCGUGCUCUCCAAAAGUCCACGACGACAGCCUCCCGGGUGUUCAACGCCGUGAAAGAACUGCUUAGCAUUCUCAGCUCAUGCAAUGGUAGUGAAACCGAUACCCUCAAAGUCUAUGUGGGGUUACAUUCUGGAUUUCGCACGCGCCUGGAAACACAGGUCUGGGGUUUGUAUGAUGUCGAUACCGCUUCAGGUACUCUCAACCUCAAUGUCUAUCUCUCAGCGAAGGUACAGGACCGUACUAGCACCCUCCUACACACUUUCAUGUCUAGUAGGGGAUAUUCUAGGUUUGAAUGUCUUAUGGCCGAGGUCGCGCUAGCAACACAGACCGGAAGUCUGUCAGAGACCUGGGGAUUGCCACCACGCAUCAUGCACGACAUCGAGCAACUUACACCGGCUGAGGCAAUCCUAUUUUUGCGCCGUCUUACAACCUCUGAAUGCUCGAGGUCUUCGACAUUGUCUCAGAAAGUACGCGCUUUUUGUGAAUAUCAACUCGUAGAGGCUCCGAGCCUGACCCAGCUCAGAGCUUUGACCUCUACUGCGUAUCUGAGCGGCGAGAUUUCCGCAGAGGACCUUGUUAAUUCACGGCUUGCAUGGUAUCGGGAACAAGGGUGCUGGUGCCCUGAUUCUACAGUCGCUGUAGCUCUUUUCAAGGAGGUCGAUGCCCGGCUACCGGCAAUCCUUAUCAAUGGGGAGCUUCAGGUUCUGACCCAGCUCGCUACGGUCGCCCAUACCGUCUUGCAAACGGAUCAAAUUGAUGCUGCUGCCGACUUGUUUGCUUUGUCCGUCUUUUGUGCAUUCCGCAAGCUCGCCCUCAAUGAAGUCUAUCUGGAAGUCCUCGACCGGAACCCCUUGCCCAACAAUGAUAUGCUUCAGGCCUCUUGUUUCGCUGAGAUGUACGCGGUGGGUGCGCGCUGUGACAUGUACUUCGAUAUGGCCCCAAUCCUUCUCGGAAAGAUCCUCGCCACCCGGUACCGUGCAUACUACGACGUCCACCAACCACCUCGCCGGGACGACAUGUUCACUGAGCUCCCGACAGCGUAUUCAUCUAUGGAUAUUGACUUGGAUCCGAAGGGUGAGCAAGAAAGACCGUCGGUAUUCUAUCAAUUCACAUUCCUGGGCAUCUUCGCUGUUCCAGCCCUAAUCGAUAUCGUCAUGCUCACGACCGUUGGCCGAGGUCUUUACCUGACCACAUUCAUGAGUAACAUCGAUAAGUCGUUGGCGACACUCGCAUUGAUGAUCGCUCUUAUCCUUUGUGGUGGAUUCGGCGGCUGGAUCAGUUCUGGAGGAAACUACUACCUCAACGCCAUGGCUUUCCCAGCCAUGAGUAUUGGCCUCGUUGGUGGUAUCUUUGCAAUGAUCGGUAUCGGUGUCAUCAGUGGAUUUGAGCACGGCGUCGUCUUCUUUUUGUACUUCGUGAUGCUGUCUACUUUCCUCAUGACUCUCUCUGCACUCUCGGUGUACCAGAUUCCGGGAUUCCAGUUCCAAUCGGGAAGGAACAUUAUCAUGAUGUGCAUUCCAAUCCUGUUCAUCUCGCCGAUUAUCACGAUCUGGGUCCCUCACGACACAUGGGUUUACAUUCCUUUCCUAUGGCUCUUCUUGAUAUGUCUUUUGAUCGGUGCUCGUAUAAAUAUUGCUCAGUGGAAUACGUGGUACCUCAACAUACCUCGGAUUACGGACAGUGAUGUCGUCAAUUGGUACCUCGAGACAAGGCCAAGCGACAGUCUGCCAGCGGAUGUGAAAGAUAUCGGGACCACCCCAAUCCCACGACAAGCACUUCAAGAAAGUGUCGAGAAGGAACGGAACCGCCACUUCUGGACCAGGUCGACUGCGGACCCCUUAGUCCGGAAGCUGGCCGAUGGAUAUUCCGCGACGAUGUUCCUUCUCGUAUGGUACUGCAGGUAUUCGAGAACCAAGCUGCCACGGCCUUACAGCCCGACCUGGAAUCUUCAAUUGAAAGCGUCUGUCGACACCAUGAGCGACAUGCAGAGGGGUGUCAAGCUCCACAACGCCUUUCUCCACUGGCGUCACACCGGCGGUGACGUGUGGUGCGGCAUCCUGUACUUUAUCCUCGCUCUCGUCGACAAGUGGACCGCGCUGCUGACAGGGCAGUCGGUUGUGGGUCUGUCCAACGUGUCUAGCAUGAAAUAUCGGCUUGCUACCGGGUUUGGCUUGGCUUACUAUCUUAUGGGCGCAGUCAUCCUUGAUGCUGUGUCGCAGCCCCUAUGGACAUUGGCCAAUAAAACCACCUCUCGUGCCAUUGCGUCCCUGGAGUCCCUCCAAGAGGCCAAGCUAGACAAUAUCCGGACACGACGAGCACUCUAUUGGAAGUCACUUGCCAAGUUCUUCUUCCUCCAUAUUUGGGGCGCCGCCAUCUCCCUGGCCCUCAUGUGGGCUUUCGAAGCUACUAGCGAUGCUACCAUCAUGUACUUGGCUUAUGUUGGAUCAUACUCCGGUCUGCUCUGGUAUCAGUACAACAAGGUAUUCACAGGGAUUCGUGCGGUCAUACCCCUCGCCAUAGGCACGGUUAUUGGUUUCGUUUUGGGUAUUCUCCUUCAUGUCUACGUACCAGCUUUCGCAUACAGCAGUGUCGUCAGUUUGGCUUCAGGCACAUGGUCCGCUGCUUUUAUCUCGUUAUACAUGACCGACAUAUGGAUGCCGCUCUGGAAAAAGGAGACAGACACGCAGCCUACUUCCAAAAGCGAUCCGCCCUUUUAUACCUGCAGCGCUCUCGACCCUCGCCCCGACAUUUCUCAGACGACGUUAAGCCAAACGUUUGACAGUAUUUCCGCCUUGCCAGCCGACGUGCGAUACAAACUCCAGCCAUCAGAGCAUCCAGGUGUCGAAGUCAUGCAAAUCCUUCAAUCCCAGUGCAGCUCUAAGAAGUCAGGUCGUGUAGAAGCAGCGUUUCGCCUAGCAGGCGGGCUGGUAGGUCUAGCAGCAGAGCUCUGGCAGCGGGGCGAAACCACUAUCGAAUUAGUUUCCGCUGGUCACCUUCUCCAAAAUGAGCAGAAGAUCAGGGCCAUCAGCCGCAGCACCGCCAGCGGGUUACACAUCUUUGUUAUCAUCGGUCCUGAUCUCGUCGGGAAUGAAUGGGUGUCGGACAUUCGCCGGAACUGCAGAAUGAUCGCCGAGGCGGUGGUUCAGGCUACCGCUGAAUGUAAAUCGGGUCUAUCGCAUAACCAGUCUCUGGUAGCAGAGCUACUAGUUGCAGAGGACAGAGAUGGGGAACAAGUUCCCGUACCAGAAGGUGUCAAGCGUCAGCUUGAGACUUCCACAGGGGAGCGGAUGCGAGCUAUCGGCUAUUGGCAAAGGACGUUACUCCGUCAUCUACUGCUCGGUUUGGAGUGCGACCUUGAUUGGGAUAAACUGCCAAAGGAAGUCCGGUCGUUCCUCUUGAAAAGAUGCUGCGGGCAGUCCUGCCGCCUUUCUUCCACGCAAAUGGACUGGAUCCGGUCAAGAUUCACCGCCGAUGAGUCUGUGGGUAUCGAAGAAUUCAUUUCGCGAUGCAAUCUUGGGGCAGAAUUAGCCGUUUCUGUGACCUCUUUCACUGAAGCACUGCCGCCGAACCAUGAUCUCCAGCAUGCCUUCCCAGACUCAUGGUCGCUGGGUGCGCAACUCCCAGCAAGCCCGAACUUGUCAGAUCUAGGGGUUCUUGGAACAGUCAAGCUUGUACUGUCUCGCCUCCAUGAGAAAAUAAAAACAUGCAUCAAGUUCACCGUGAUCUCUCUCGUUGCGGAUCCGGAAUACCAACGGGAGCUGAACUACAUCCUUCCUCUUCAGCAGGUUAUUCUUCCUUUGGUUUUGCUACAUGGUCGUGAGAAGGUCUCCACACUCUAUAAGAAUAUGAAGGGCAGAAAGACGGUUAUUGAGAGCAACCGCGUCAUAACUGAGAGCUUGACCGGUCCUUCAACAGGUUUCCUCGAGACUAUGCCGGAUGGUACCUUGCGACUCUACCAGUACGCUGGGCGACACGAGGAGAAACCAAGCGACAAUAAGCAAUUGAGGGCCAUUAACACUUACAAGGACAAGCUCAUUCUCGAGAAGAGGGAGGAAUACCAUAAUGGAUCACUGAACAACGAAUUCAUCUACGAUUAUACAUCGGUCAAUGAUGGUCGAGACGCAAAACUGCCAUCAAGACGUCAAUGCAUCAGCGGUGUACUCAGCGGGCAAAUCGUUCAGUAUGAUAAAAGAGGCCAUAUCAUGUCUGGGUCGACCAUGCGAAACGGAGAUCCGGUGUCGUUUGAAUUUUCGUAUCGGAAGCAUGCCAAGUUUGAUGAUGAGCUGCUGCGAGCCGAGUUCGUUUCCGGGCAUAACAAAAUCCAAGUUUCCUGGUGCAUGCCGCCUCACAAUUGUCCGGAAAAGUUGAACAAAUGGAUCCCAUAUCCUCGUGUCACGGAGGCCACGUUCACGAAAGAAUCAGACGUUUACAAUGCGAAAUGGACAUAUGAUCACAAGUUCCAUCCUAUCAUUUCCACCACUCUCAACGGCGAGUCUUCGCCAACACCGCCCAUGAUAGAACAUGACUGGUACAAUGUUUUGCAGAAGCCAAAGAACUGCAGCUUCCUGGAUGAUAACCCGCUCUUCUCAUUCUCUUCUAUUAAAGCCGGGUUUGUCCCGCGCAUGUUUGGUUUCAAUAUCAAGCGGUAUCCUAUUCCCACAUCGCUCGCUAGAGAGCAUCUCUGGAAAUCUUGGAAAAGCGGAAAGGAAUUCGACGCGGCUACCACGAGAUGGAUGGACGAGCUUCUCUUGAGGUCUGAUCGAGUGCUCAGCCCUUACUGGAGACGCAGAGACUUUGGCAAACUCGAGGCUGCUGGGAAGUACCUCGAUGCCUUUGGAGACACCGUACUGGCGAGAGUUGAUAUGGAUCCGGAAGUCAGUUCCUGGACAUGGCUCGCUUUCAAGAUGAGCGACUUGUAUAGCUUCGGACAGGGUGGUGAUGCGCGUAUCAACACCAGAACACUCUCUACGCAGCUACAGGAUAGCGACAGCCAACUCCAUGUUCUCGCGCUGGAUACCGCGACUUGGCCUAACGAACCCGGUGGUGUCUCGGCUUGCCGACGGGAUCUGGUCAACAACCUCAAAAGUACUAGAUGGCACAUCCUUGCUGAAGCCGCUACCGAUUUCGGUGUCCCCCGGUUCCAGAUUGAGAGAAAUGUGCAAUCGCUUGCCGUCGUGCCUCAGUGGGGUCUGGACUUCCUCAACCCUACUCACGGGGUCUUCCAGAGUUCGCUCGAUUCGGAGGUUGCGGAAAGGUCAUUCGACACGCGUACAAGUGAUAUUGAACAGAACUUCAUACCCAUUCUCACCAGUCUAGUCCGCUGCGCUCGUACCACUCAACACACCCGCCAGCAUAUUGAAGAAGCUACGAAGGCUUUGGUUGAUUUGAACACCUACUUCGAGUCUUCCCGAAACUGGAACGAUGUCUGGAUGAGUGACGUGGUCAAGGAUGCAUGGAGAAAAUUAUGGUUGGCCGACGAUCUUGACGGUAUCAUGCCCAUAUCCCAAUGGAGAACUGCGGAACAUCCGACGUUGGUGCAACUCGACACCGCGUUGGAUAUGUGGCAUCGCUAUCUGUUUGUCUUCUCUGUUCCUGUCCCAGAAAAGAUUCCCGAUAUUUUCCAGGCGUCACAUCAUUUCACAGGUGCCACCUAUGGUGUCCUCUGUAAGAUCAAGCGGAAGUGUGCCCUGCAUGUGUGGGAUCACUCCAUCAGCUUGAGAGAAAUGGUCACGUUCUUGUCUGGCGCCAUCUCAUUCGACUCUUCCUUCGUCAACACCACUCUCAUUCACCUGGGACGUCUGUCAUGUGUCUUGGCUGAACAUCACGCGGACGUGGUCUUGCCGUGCGCCGCGUUUUUCAAUCCCGGCUGGGAGGCCGAGUUGGGAACUUGUGAAGGUGCCCUGCAGCACCGUCGGGCAUUCGAGCGAAAGAUCGACCCGGUGGUCAACGGAAUCACUGAUAUGGAGAAAUACAAACCCAUCGAGACCAUCAAGACUGAAACGCCUACUGUGGUCAUGCUGUCCCAUAUCCGAUAUGUGAAGGAUAUCAAGACAGCCGUCAUGGCCACUGACGUGAUUGUCAACCGAUGGGGCUUCAAGGACUAUCGCCUCCACAUUUACGGAGACAUGGAAAAGACGCCUGGCUACUCCUCGGAAUGUCAAGAGAUCAUCGCGUCCAAGGGGCUUCGCGAUCAUGUGGUUCUCAAGGGUCUGGGUAACCCAUCGGUGGUGCUCCAGGAUGCUUGGCUGUUCAUGAAUUCUUCCAUCUCCGAAGGUCUGCCCUUGGCUAUGGGUGAGGCCGCCUUGACAGGCGUUCCCGUUGUCUGCACCGACGUGGGCGCGUCGUUCUGCGUUGUCACAGACAGUAAAACUGGAAAGCGGUUCAGUGAGGUCGUCGCACCCAAUGACGCCCUAUCCCUUGCUCAAGCGCAAAUCCGAAUUCUCGCCUUGGUGGAUGAAUGGGCUCCGUUUGCCGAAGAUGAGGAGGGCUAUCAGCCGCCGAAGUUGUCCCUGCGCCCCAGUCCCGAAGAGGUGGAGCAGAUCACGAAGAGAAUGUACGCCAAAACGGAGCAGCGACGUCGACUCGGUAUGCGCGGGCGCGAUAACGUGCUCAACAAUUUCUCCGAGCACCGGUAUCUCCGGGAACACGAACAAAUGCUCUGGAUUGGCAAGUACCAAAGCCGCAGCUUCAUCGCUCGUGAGCGGAUGGCCUCGUCGAACAGCUCGUUGGGCUUCACCAAGGAGCGCAUACAUUCAUCGCAGCCGUCCCGAACGUGGUGGGGAAAGCUACGACGUGGACAAGGGCCCGUCAGUUCGACUGCGUCGAGCUCGGAUUCCGUUUGA
Messenger RNA from Aspergillus bombycis, 8268 nucleotides. Its product is annotated as glycosyltransferase family 4 protein. The coding region runs from base 1 to 8268 and encodes 2755 amino acids. Lineage: Eukaryota; Fungi; Ascomycota; Eurotiomycetes; Eurotiales; Aspergillaceae. The record is from RefSeq and is a predicted model, not a curated record. The transcript is spliced from 11 exons. Gene Ontology annotation, molecular function: glycosyltransferase activity.